Messenger RNA from Candoia aspera, 1353 nucleotides. RefSeq names its product mitogen-activated protein kinase kinase 1 (gene MAP2K1). Gene Ontology annotation, biological process: protein phosphorylation. The transcript has 12 exons. NCBI's taxonomy places the organism in Eukaryota, Metazoa, Chordata, Lepidosauria, Squamata, Candoiidae. The coding region runs from base 51 to 1238 and encodes 395 amino acids. The record is from RefSeq and is a predicted model, not a curated record. Gene Ontology annotation, molecular function: protein kinase activity; ATP binding.
CCUGCGCUCCGUGCCGGCCGGGCGCCGCUUGCCGCCCGCUCCCCGCCGCCAUGCCCAAGAAGAAGCCGGGCCCCAUCCAGCUGACCCCCGCGCCCGACGGCUCGGCCAUCAACGGGACCAGCGCGGCGGAGACCAAUUUGGAAGCCUUGCAGAAAAAACUGGAAGAGUUAGAACUGGAUGAGCAGCAGCGGAAACGCCUGGAGGCCUUUCUGACCCAGAAGCAGAAGGUUGGCGAGCUGAAGGACGAUGACUUUGAGAAGAUCAGUGAACUGGGCGCGGGCAACGGUGGCGUGGUCUUUAAAGUCUCACACAAGCCUUCUGGACUCAUCAUGGCCAGGAAGCUGAUUCAUCUUGAGAUCAAGCCGGCAAUUCGCAACCAGAUCAUUCGGGAGCUCCAGGUCCUGCACGAAUGCAACUCUCCCUACAUUGUGGGGUUUUAUGGAGCGUUUUACAGUGACGGCGAGAUCAGUAUCUGCAUGGAGCACAUGGAUGGCGGAUCCUUGGAUCAAGUCCUGAAAAAGGCAGGCAGAAUACCAGAGCAGAUUCUCGGCAAAGUCAGCAUUGCUGUCAUAAAAGGGCUAACGUAUUUGAGAGAAAAGCAUAAGAUCAUGCACAGAGAUGUGAAGCCCUCCAACAUCUUGGUAAACUCAAGAGGAGAAAUCAAGCUCUGUGAUUUUGGGGUCAGUGGACAACUGAUUGAUUCCAUGGCCAACUCUUUUGUGGGAACACGAUCUUACAUGUCGCCAGAAAGACUGCAAGGGACUCACUACUCGGUGCAGUCGGACAUCUGGAGCAUGGGGCUCUCCCUGGUAGAAAUGGCCAUUGGCAGGUACCCGAUCCCUCCGCCCGACGCAAAGGAGCUGGAACUCAUGUUUGGGUGUCCCGUUGGGGCCGACUGUCCUGGCUCGGAGACGUCUCCCCGGCAGAGAACGCCAAGCCGGCCCAUGAGUGCCUAUGGUUCAGACAGCCGACCACCCAUGGCCAUCUUUGAGCUCCUGGACUACAUAGUCAAUGAGCCCCCUCCAAAGCUGCCAAGCAGAGUCUUCACUCCAGAAUUCCAAGAUUUUGUGAACAAAUGCUUGAUCAAGAAUCCGGCUGAGAGAGCAGAUCUAAAGCAGCUUAUGGUCCACAUUUUCAUUAAAAGAUCGGAAGCAGAGGAGGUGGACUUUGCGGGCUGGCUGUGCUCCACCAUCGGCCUUAACCAGCCCAGCACCCCGACCCAUGUUGGCGGACUCUGAGUCUCCCGUCACGGUACAAGGAACCCACCAAGUGCUGCUGCUAUGCAACUUUCAUUCCACGGGGGAGGCUGACCAGGAGCUGCUCACUCCAGCCCCACACCUGUGCCGGGCGGGG